Messenger RNA from Fundulus heteroclitus (mummichog), 1989 nucleotides. Its product is annotated as serine protease inhibitor 2.1-like. Gene Ontology annotation, biological process: negative regulation of endopeptidase activity. Gene Ontology annotation, molecular function: serine-type endopeptidase inhibitor activity. The transcript is spliced from 6 exons. The record is from RefSeq and is a predicted model, not a curated record. Bases 544 to 1839 code for a protein of 431 amino acids. Lineage: Eukaryota; Metazoa; Chordata; Actinopteri; Cyprinodontiformes; Fundulidae.
CAUCCGUCCCAGUUUGGAAGCCUUUUCACUGACUGCUGGAGAGGAGGUGGCUGACCACUAAAGGACCUGUAGUAAGAGGGAAAACUGAGUUGCAGCCAGAGAAAGGUAAGUGGUUUACACAUUUUAUAGAAAACAAAUGCUCUUUGUUUUUAAAGUUUAUGUUGAAAUGUUUUUCCAGAACAUGAGUAGAGUUUUAAUAACAUGUUAGAUUCUUCAUUUAAAAUCCAGCUCUACAAUGAAACAAUUGCUUUGAGAUGGUGGGGGGGAAAAAAGCCAGUUUUUUAGUAUUUGUCCAUGCCAUAAAGUGUCACAAAGGAAAUCAAAGCAAAUCAUCUUAAAGAGUUUGAGUUUAGCUUUUCCGUUUAUUAUAUAUUGUGUGAAAUUUUGUCAGAUCUGACACAUGAAGAAAAUAAAUUAAUCACUUUAAUCAAGAUGGCUGUCUAUAUGGAAAACUGAUAUAUUUUUAUGGAGCAAACCAAGACUUGUAUAUUAAUCUAGAACCUGUAGAACCAACUUAGUAGGUUUUGAGAUUUCACCAGGUCUAUGUGCAACAACACAUAUUGUGUAAGCAAAACAAAUAGCACUUUUGACUCUUUGUUUCAGUUCACGAUGCAUGUACCCCUGGCUCUCUGGAUCUUAUCAGCAGUGGUCUGUGUAGGAAGAAGCCAUCAUCACAUAGGGCACGGCGAGGAGGCCCAAGGCCCCGCUGGAGAUGGCAGUGACAACAAAAUGUCGCUGGUGACCUCGGCAAACAAAGAGUUUGCAUUCCGUCUGUACACAAAGUUGGCGGAUCAUGCAUCCUCCAAGGGCAAAAACAUCUUCUUCUCUCCGGUUAGCGUCUCCACUGCCUUGGCUGCUCUGAUGGUGGGGGCCCGGGGGGAGACUCACCAGCAGCUUUUCAGAGGGAUGGGCUUCAGCAGCUCCCAGCUGGCUCAGACAGAUGUAGACCAGGCCUUUCGUACACUCCUUGCAAACAAAGCAUCUCAUGAGGACCUCAGCCAAGGCACCGCUGUGUUCGUAGACAACCGCUUCAAUGCAAACCCUGAGUUCCUGGAUGUCCUGAAGCAGUCCUAUUCUGCCGAGGGCUUCAAUGUUGACUUUGCCAACACCACAGAGAGCGCCGAUACCAUCAAUCAGUAUGUAUCGGGUAAGACUAACGGGAAGAUAGACAAGCUGGUAGAAAGCCUGGAUCCAAGCACAGUCAUGUAUCUCCUCAGCUACAUCUACUACAAAGGUAAAUGGGAAACUCCGUUUAAUCCUCGGGAGACCUUUAUGGACAGGUUCAGAGUGGACGAAAGCAAUGAGGUUCAAGUCCAGAUGAUGACAAAGAAAGAAGAUGUUAAAAUCUAUGAUGACCAGGCCAUCAACACAAAAGUCCUCCACCUGCCUUUCAACAACUCAUACUCCAUGCUGCUGCUCUUACCUGACAAUAUGGCAGUGCUGGAGCGCAAUAUCUCCCCCGCACAUGUUACUAAAUGGUUGAAGUGGACGAAGUCAGGGACGUACAGGAUCUUUGUUCCCAAGUUUUCCAUCAAGACCUCCUACGAACUGAAUGAUGUGCUGACUGGAAUGGGAAUGGCAGACAUGUUUGGGGAUCGUGCAAAUCUGAGCGGCAUUGCAGACUGCCUGUUUGUCUCUAAGGUGGUGCACCAAGCCACACUGGAUGUCGAUGAGGCCGGAGCCACAGCUGCAGCAGCAGCCACCGGUAUCAAAUUCCGGCUACUUUCCUCCAUCAAGUACCCAGAGUUGCGGUUCAACCGUCCUUUCAUGGUGAUCAUCACUGAGCGAGUUCCAGAAAACAUUCUCUUCAUUGGCAAGAUUGUCAACCCAAACCUCUGAGGGAAGAGAUCCCAUCUUUGUUAGUACAGACUAAUACAAAGAAAAUACUUUGUGUGGUGUAUUGUUCUCGCUGCAUGCACACAUGAAGAUGCAUUAACAUUGUAUUUGCUGCUCCUGAAUAAAGAAAUGUCCUAAAAUAAAUGCAACACA